Molecule: messenger RNA, 2649 nt
Organism: Microplitis demolitor
Lineage: Eukaryota; Metazoa; Arthropoda; Insecta; Hymenoptera; Braconidae
Exons: 9
Coding region: 222-2528 (768 amino acids)
Source: RefSeq, a predicted model, not a curated record
GUGAGCAAUUGUGAGCAGUAGUAAGUGCCUCAUCUGCUUGCUUGCCUGCUUAUUUGCUUGUCUGUCUGCCUGCCCGCCUACUGCUUGUCUGCCCAAAAGAUUGACUGACUACUGAUUGCUGUCUGCCUCACACGAUACAUCAUUUAAUCUAUUGGUCCAAAUACUACGACCAGUUUAAAAGGGCAAUCUAGUGAUGUGUGGUGAGCUGCAUUCAAGAGAUUAUGGAUAGACUUCCUGACUGGACUUAUGGUACAAAUGGGACGACGUCACAACCGGGCCAAAACUGCGGCAAUUUGACAAGUUUGUCACCUGACGAAAUUCUGGUAACUGCCCCAUCCUGGGCUGCAGUUAAUAAACAUUUAAAAUGGAUUUUUCCCUUACACUCCUAUGGAUUUGCGUGUCUUUUCUUUGUACUGAGUUUUUAUACUCUGUUCUCAAUUUUAAAUUUAAGGUCGCUAAUUUCUAGUCGGCCUUUUAUGACAACAAUUAACGUAUUUUUAUGUCUUCUUGGAGUAUCUCGAAGUGGCUGUCUAUUUAUCGAUCCUUACAAUCUUCAAGAGACAAUGCCGAAAGUAAUUGGCUCAAUAAUGUGGGACAUUGGAUUUCCUUGCGUGACCUCGGCCUUUUGCCUCGUCCAAUUGGCCUUCCUUCAACUCACCCAAAUUAAAUUUGGCCCUUCAAAAUUACAAAAAGAAUCAUGGUUGAGUUUCGUUAUAACUUCACAUUUUUCAUUCGUUAUUGCAAGCGAUGUUGCUUUGGCUUUUCAUAAUCACUACAUAACUAAGUACGUUGUACAAACGUUGUUUCUUAUUUGGAGUAUUAUAUUGUACCUGACAUUUCUUCACGCCGGCUACAAAGCCAUGGAUAUAGUAAGAACUUUACCAAGUAAUGCGCUUAUACGGGACAAUUCAUUGGGCAAUCAAAAGGGUAUAAUGCAAUUAGCAAUACUGGCUCCAUACAAUAAUCUCGCUACCUCUGUUGCUGCAGCUCUUGUUCCCACAUUGUUUAGCCAAAGAACAAAGUCUGAAGAUACUGAAAUAAUAAAUAUAAAUUGCAGUGAUACCAAUAAUAAAAUGGAUAAUGAAAAAAGGGACCAAUUUAAUAAUUCGACAGCAAUAUCAAAUAUUAAAAAUAAUAAAGAUUAUAAUAAUUAUAAACAAUCGCAGCAGCCAACAUCAACUGUCCCAGAAGUAUAUGUAAGACCACCGACUCCUACUCCAACUCCAACAGGAGUUCUUCCGAUAAUAACAGUAUCGUGUCCAAGUCGUCGAAGUUCAUUAGCUAGCAGUCGCAGGGGUAGUGACGUGUCAGCAUCAGCAUCAGCACGCGAAUCGCGCAGAAAUUCGACAACCAGCGUUAAAUUUAUAAAUGAAGAAGAUGACACAUCAAUUAAUGAAAAUAAAAAUUCUCCUGUUGCUGACAGACCAGUUACACCAAUUACACCUGAGGGAAUAUUGAGGAGAAAUUCAGACAUAACAACACCAACCGGUAGCUCUAAAGAUAUUCGAAGAUGUUCUGAUUUUACUCAUGAAAAAAAUCGGACUUCACAAUUUGCCACUAAGUUGAGAAGAAAUUCAGAUUUUGGUAAUCGAACACCCAAAAGAAUGCUACCGACUGAUGAUCCGACAACAAGAUUACCUCAAGUUCUCGAUAUAAGUCCUAGUAGUUCGCGAAGAAACUCCGAUUUAGGUGGUCUAGCUGCUGUUAAAGUACCCGAAUCUCGACGUAAUUCAGAUGUUUCUUAUAGACGUAGUUCUGAUUUGGCUCAAAUGCGACCACUAUUUACAAACCGUCGUACCAGUGACGUCAGUAUCAAGACCUUGGAUAAAAGCCCGACACACUUUCAGAGUACAGUAGUACCUAAGAUGGAAAUAUUGGAAAAUAAGUCUGAAUCAGAUUCAGAUCAACAUGAUUAUUGUAAUGAAAAGGCUGCACUGAUGAAUAAUGAUAAGCCAAAAUUAAAGGAAGAAGAUAAUAAAGGACGUAAAAAAAGUCUAUCAUGGAAAAAUAUCGACAAGUUUAAAGACGAUCAAGAUAUAACUGCUGAGAGCAGUUUAUUACCUGAUAAUAAUUCAGCAUCUGAUCGAAACGGAGGAGGAAGCGACUUUACUCUUCACGCGAUUCUAAAUCACAUUGCCAAUGUCAAUCGCGCUAAAACAGAUAUUCCUCUUCAAAUAGAAUCAUCCUGUGGAGCUGGUCGUAAAUCACAAAUACGCCGAGUUCUUCACGUUAUUUAUGCAACAGCUAUCUUGGGAAUACUUCUCUGCAUUGUAGACAUUGCGAGAAUAUUUGGACCAUAUGGUUUAUUAGGAGAAACUUUAAACUAUGGAGAACGUUUGGAGGCUGUUAAAUAUCCGAAACCGCUACCUUGGCUCAUUUAUCAGACUAUUUGUCGUGGGUUGGAACUGAUAAUGGGUUGCUGUAUGGCAAGUAUCACUAAACAAUCUUCAAUGAGCCCAAGGCAUCAGUAUUUUAAUAAUUACAGUACUAGCUAUCGUUUUAAACAGCGGGAUAAUCCUUAUAUAUAAAUAUAUAUUAUAAUAUCUAUAACAUGAUGAUUAAGGGCAUUCUCAGACAGUGUUCCCCACUUUUUAAAAAUUUUAAAUUACUUUCAAUUUUAGAAAAUUAAAACAUUAAUUAAAAAAAGGA